Messenger RNA from Acomys russatus (golden spiny mouse), 1138 nucleotides. RefSeq names its product THAP domain containing 6 (gene Thap6). The record is from RefSeq and is a predicted model, not a curated record. NCBI's taxonomy places the organism in Eukaryota, Metazoa, Chordata, Mammalia, Rodentia, Muridae.
CAACUAAGUCGUGAGAAGGAGUGGGCGUGCCAUGGCAUGCCCCAGUGGAACUCACAGAUGGGUACGGGGAACGGUCGCUGUAGUGGAUGAGAUCACAGUCUGGAGGGACGCUUGAAGGAUAAUUGUGUGUGGUGACCCUGGGGAGGGGACGCUGCGGCUGAAAGUUAAAUAGCAAACAGUAUGCCCUCAGGAGGUAGUGUGGACUGACCUGUAGCAGGGAAAAUGGUCCGUAGGAACCUGAGAGAAACCCAGCGUGGUGGCGCUCGCCUUUAAUCCCAGCAUUUGGGAGGCAGAGGCAGGCGGAUCGCUGUGAGUUCGAGGCCAGCCUGGUCUACAAAGUGAGUCGAGGACAGCCAGGGCUACACAGAGAAAUACUGUCUCAAAAAGCCAAAAACAAAGACCCUCAUAUAUUGAGGUGCGGGGAGGAUGCCUUUGGCUUAGCCCUAAAGUUACUACCCAUUUUAAUUCUCUUACAGUUUUGCUAUGAGUUGCAAAAGCCAUGGUGAAAUGUCGCUCAGCCAUUGGAUGUGCUUCCCGCUGCUUGCCAAAUUCCAAGUUAAAGGGACUGAUCUUUCAUGUAUUCCCCACAGAUGAAAACAUCAAAAGAAAAUGGGUAUUAGCAAUGAAAAGACUAGAUGUGAAUACUGCAGGCAAUUGGGAGCCUAAAGAAGGAGAUAUGCUCUGCCCGGGGCACUUCAAAAGGGCAGAUUUUGACAGAAGCACUCCAAAUACUAAACUCAAGCGAGGACUCAUCUCUUCUACCUUUGAGUCCCUGUGGCACUUACAGCAGAAAAAAGAAAAAGUUAAUUGUAGAAAAACUUCAUUCUCAAAACCUUUCAAAGUCACUAGCCACGGUCACCAGCUUGUUGGUGCCUCAUGCAUUGAAGAAUUCCAACCCCAGGCAUUUUUAUAAGAACCUGGCUACAGUGGUAUGGACAGUCCUAAGAAACUUAAGCAUAAGGUAGGUCACAUGAUCAUCAAGCUAGAUGUGCAGAAGGUUUUGGACCAAGAAAAACACCUUCAAAAAUCAUUGAGGAAAACAAUCGAGGAAUUAAAGGAGGAAUCUCUGAUCAGCCAAGAGGCAGCCAAUGGAUUGGAUACUUUCUGUUGCAAGUGCUGUCAUGAAAACACAGGAUGA